Molecule: messenger RNA, 469 nt
Organism: Gigantopelta aegis
Lineage: Eukaryota; Metazoa; Mollusca; Gastropoda; Neomphalida; Peltospiridae
Product: neutral amino acid transporter A-like
Exons: 4
Coding region: 95-469 (124 amino acids)
Biological process (GO): L-glutamate transmembrane transport
Cellular component (GO): plasma membrane
Molecular function (GO): L-glutamate transmembrane transporter activity; neutral L-amino acid transmembrane transporter activity; glutamate:sodium symporter activity
Source: RefSeq, a predicted model, not a curated record
ACCAAAGGUACCAGAAGAAACGAUUCAGAUUAACGACGAACACAAGACGCCAUAAUGGACGAAGGUCAAAGGUUACUUACGGAAGGAUGCCCUGAUGUAUUUGAUUCUCGUCGGGAUUGUGGUGGGAUUCGGCGUAGGAUUCGGGGUCAGACAGCUGAAUCCUUCCAAGGAUGCGAUCAUGUGGAUUGGUAUUGCCGGGGAACUGUUUAUGCGAAUGCUUCGCUUGAUGAUUCUUCCGUUGAUAAUUUGUUGUCUGAUAUCAGGAACGGCAUCACUGGACCCGAAAUCUAACGGUAAAAUCAGCCUCACAGCUUUCGUAUACAUCGUGUCCACCAACGCACUGGGCAUUGCAGUAGGGGUGGUUCUUGGUCUCUUAAUUCGACCAGGUACUUCUUCAAGCAACUUAACGGAAUUCGACAACCAUUUUCUGGCAUGCAUUCCAGCUCGUCCCCACAACCAUGACAAUUGA